CCCCUCUCGUUACCUUAAAUAUUAGACAGAGCUGAAACCCUAGUCUCCUUCCUUUCAACACUCACUUGCGAGUUCUAGCGUUGCUGCCGGCGAGAUUAAUCACACAAGUUAUCAAUGGCGGUCUCAUUGCGUGACGUCAAGUCGGCAGCUGGUCUGAAGAAUCUCGACGAAUACUUGCUUAGUCGUAGCUACAUUUCCGGGUAUCAAGCUUCAAAGGAUGACAUUGCUGUUUAUGAAGCUCUCUCCAAACCCGUGUCCAGCGAAUAUGUUAACGUAUCUAGGUGGAUCAAUCACAUCGAAGCACUCUUGAGAAUUUCUGCUGUUUUUGGAGAGGGUUCUGGCGUUAAGUUCCAAUCAGCAGAAGCAAUUGCAACCCCACCGGCCGCAGAUGCAAAGGCUAGUGCUGCUGCUGAUGACGAUGACGACGAUGAUAUGGAUCUAUUUGGUGAAGAGACCGAAGAGGAAAAGAAGGCUGCCGAGGAGCGUGCAGCUUCCGUCAAGGCUUCUGGAAAGAAGAAAGAAAGUGGCAAGUCAUCAGUUCUGAUGGAUAUAAAGCCAUGGGACGAUGAGACUGACAUGAAGAAGCUUGAAGAGGCUGUAAGAGGCGUUCAGAUGGAAGGCUUGCUUUGGGGAGCAUCCAAACUUGUCCCUGUUGGAUAUGGUAUAAAGAAAUUGCAGAUAAUGCUCACAAUUGUGGACGACCUAGUGUCUGUUGACAAUCUCAUUGAGGAGCAUCUGACAGUUGAACCCAUAAACGAUUAUGUCCAGAGCUGUGAUAUCGUGGCCUUCAACAAAAUCUAACUUGAGCUUUGUGUCAAGCCCCAGAGCAAAUCUUUGGAAAAAUGAGGCUGAGUCUGCGAAUGAAGACGUUUCGUCAUUUGUUCAAGACUGUGUAUGACUGUUUCUCGUUUCUGCCUCGUCAAACUUGAGUUGUCUACUUUUGGUAUACUCUUGUUUCCAGUUCCAUUUGCUAUAAUGUCAUAUAUUUUUUUGGUAUAGCUUCAACUUAUCUUAAAUCUCUACAAAUACACUUAUGUUAGUGAUAGAAGGUAUCAUCAGCUUUUUGAGAAUUCAUUGGAUUAUGGAAGGCUUUUAAAUGUCAUUCUCUGCUAGCAUAGUCUAGUUGGUCCUCGA
Momordica charantia (bitter melon) is the source of this 1134-nucleotide messenger RNA. Its product is annotated as elongation factor 1-delta 2. The record is from RefSeq and is a predicted model, not a curated record. Gene Ontology annotation, cellular component: cytosol; eukaryotic translation elongation factor 1 complex. Gene Ontology annotation, molecular function: translation elongation factor activity; guanyl-nucleotide exchange factor activity. Gene Ontology annotation, biological process: translational elongation. Lineage: Eukaryota; Viridiplantae; Streptophyta; Magnoliopsida; Cucurbitales; Cucurbitaceae.